Messenger RNA from Ipomoea triloba (trilobed morning glory), 1901 nucleotides. Its product is annotated as probable sphingolipid transporter spinster homolog 2. The transcript is spliced from 16 exons. Gene Ontology annotation, molecular function: transmembrane transporter activity. Gene Ontology annotation, cellular component: membrane. The coding region runs from base 138 to 1643 and encodes 501 amino acids. The record is from RefSeq and is a predicted model, not a curated record. Gene Ontology annotation, biological process: transmembrane transport. NCBI's taxonomy places the organism in Eukaryota, Viridiplantae, Streptophyta, Magnoliopsida, Solanales, Convolvulaceae.
AAAUGCUCCGUAUAUGAAGAGCUUAAACUAAUACUAUGGGUGAGUUGGAAGAAUGCCCGUAGACGAAUUAAACGCGGAAAUCAGGCUCAAAGUCCAACUAUAGCUCUGUCUAGGCCUGGAGUCAUCAGAAUUCAGACAUGGCUUUAGCUCCAACUCCUUCGUUACUAGCUCCCCAACCUUCCUGGUUCACUCCCAAAAGGUUGCUUGCAAUUUUCUGCGCAAUCAACUUACUAAAUUAUGUGGACCGUGGAGCUAUAGCAAGCAAUGGUGUCAAUGGGAGCCCUAGAAGUUGUAGUGAUAGUGGUACAUGUUCAUCUGGCAGUGGAAUUCAGGGCGAUUUUAACUUGAACAAUUUUCAGGAUGGUGUCAUAUCAUCUGCUUUCAUGGUUGGGCUACUUGUGGCAUCUCCAAUAUUUGCAUCCUUGGCGAAAAGUGUGAAUCCAUUUAGGCUUAUUGGAGUUGGACUGACAGUCUGGACCUUGGCAACUGCCGGUUGUGGAUUUUCGUUUGACUUCUGGUCAAUUACAAUAUUCCGGAUGUUUGUAGGUGUUGGUGAAGCUUCUUUUAUUAGUCUUGCCGCUCCAUUCAUUGAUGAUAAUGCCCCAGUUGAGCAGAAAACAGCAUGGCUGGGAAUAUUCUACAUGUGCAUUCCAUCUGGGAUUGCAGUUGGCUAUGUCUAUGGUGGAUUGGUUGGAUCUUAUCUUACUUGGCAUUGGGCCUUUUGGAUUGAAGCUUUAUUGAUGCUUCCUUUUGCUAUUCUAGGUUUUGUAAUGAAACCAUUACAAUUGAAAGGGUUCUCUCACACUGAACCAGAAAAGGCAUUGAUUUCUGUGGAGACUGAUUGCUUAGGAGAUGAAGUUGCUUCGAUUGGUAAAGAUGGUUCCAUUGAAGCCACCAAAGCUUCCAGGUCAAGCGAUGCUGAUAGUUAUUCAGAUCAUCUCAUGAGAGUUUUGAAAGAUAUGAAAUGUCUUUUGGUUGAAAGGGUUUAUGUUGUGAAUGUGCUAGGAUAUAUAGCGUAUAAUUUUGUAAUAGGUGCAUACUCUUAUUGGGGACCAAAGGCUGGUUACAGCAUAUAUCAUAUGAGCAAUGCGGAUUUGCUCUUUGGAGGAGUUACAAUUGUAUGUGGAAUAUUUGGAUCACUAGCCGGUGGCUAUGUUUUGGAUCUCAUGAAUUCUACACUAACUAAUGCUUUCAAGCUUCUGUCUGUAGCAACAUUUUUAGGGGCAAUAUUUUGCUUUGCUGCCUUUUGCUUUAAAAGCUUAUAUGCUUUUAUAGUUCUGUUUGCGAUUGGAGAACUGCUCGUGUUUGCCACUCAGGGUCCCGUAAAUUAUGUCUGUCUGCAUAGCGUCAAGCCAAGUUUGAGACCAUUAUCCAUGGCUAUAUCUACUGUCUCGAUUCACAUAUUUGGAGACGUUCCUUCAUCUCCUCUUGUCGGGGUUCUCCAGGAUCAUAUAAACGACUGGAGAAUCAGCGCUUUGGUCUUGACGUCUGUUCUGUUUCUGGCAUCCGGAAUAUGGUUCAUAGGGAUCUUUCUUCACAGUGUUGACAGAUUCAAUGAAGAUAGUGAGCAUUCAAUCCCCAUACCUGAUAGAUCAAGCACAACACCACUUCUUGAGGAAAAUAGUGCAGAAAGAAGUGUAUAAAUAAUCUGCAUUGCAGGAAGAACAGACAAGCAAACAUGCUUUCAAUGUGUAUCACGUGUAAAUAAUGUUAUUUUAGUGUUGUAUGUAUUUGUUGAUUAUAGUGAGAACUGAGAAGAAGCUUACAAGAUUCAAGCUAUGGUUUCAACAGAAACACAACUUCCAUUCAUUUCAUAGAGAAAAAUAUUGUAUGGCUGUUCUACUAUGUGUGUCCAUCUAUGGAUUAUCAAGAUGCAAUUUACUUACUCCUUUUUUAGUUGA